This is a messenger RNA of Fragaria vesca subsp. vesca, 3313 nucleotides long. Its product is annotated as receptor-like protein kinase HSL1-like. Gene Ontology annotation, molecular function: protein kinase activity; ATP binding; receptor serine/threonine kinase binding. NCBI's taxonomy places the organism in Eukaryota, Viridiplantae, Streptophyta, Magnoliopsida, Rosales, Rosaceae. The record is from RefSeq and is a predicted model, not a curated record. The coding region runs from base 1 to 2982 and encodes 993 amino acids. The transcript has 2 exons. Gene Ontology annotation, biological process: protein phosphorylation.
AUGCUUCUCUCCUACCUCCUCCUCCUCUCUUCCUCCCUCCUCCUCCACCCCACCUCCUCCCUCACCCAAGAAGGCCUCUACCUCCAACACAUCAAACACUCCCUCGACGACCCCGACUCCUCCCUCUCCUCCUGGAACGACCAAGACGCCACCCCUUGCUCCUGGGCCGGCAUCACCUGCGACGUCACCUCCACCGUCACCUCCGUCGACCUCUCCUCCUUCAACCUCUUCGGCCCUUUCCCCUACCUCCUCUGCCGCCUCCCCUCCCUCUCCUUCAUCUCCCUCUACAACAACUCCAUCAACUCCACCCUCCCUUCUGAUCUCUCCACGUGUCGCAACCUCGUCCACCUCGACUUGGCUCAGAACCUCCUCACGGGCUCCCUCCCCUCCACCCUCCCCGACCUCCCCUCCCUCCGCUACCUCGACCUCACCGGCAACAACUUCUCGGGAGAAAUUCCGGAAUCUUUCGGGAGAUUCCAAAAACUCGAGGUCCUAUCUCUCGUCUACAAUCUCCUCGACAGCGCCAUCCCUCCUUUUCUCGGCAAUAUCUCCUCCCUCAAAAUGCUCAACCUUUCUUACAACCCGUUUUUCCCGGGUCGGAUCCCGCCCGAGCUCGGUAACCUAACUAACCUCCGAGUUCUCUGGCUCACCGAGUGCAACUUAAUCGGUGAGAUACCCGACUCGCUGGGUCGACUCAGUAACCUCACCGAUUUGGACCUUGCUAUUAACGCCCUGCACGGUCCGAUUCCGGCGUCGUUGACUGAUUUGACCAGCGUCGUUCAGAUAGAGCUCUAUAACAACUCCUUGACCGGAGGCUUGCCGCCGGGAAUGUCGAAGCUGAAGAACCUCCGGCUGCUCGACGCGUCCAUGAACCGGCUGACGGGGCCGAUUCCCGACGAGCUGACCCGGCUGGAGCUGGAAAGCCUCAAUCUUUACGAGAACAGUUUCGAGGGGAGUUUGCCGGCGAGCAUUGCCGACUCGCCGAACCUGUACGAGCUCAGGCUGUUCCAGAACAAGCUCACCGGCGAGCUGCCGCAGAAUCUCGGCAAGAACUCGCCGCUGAGGUGGGUAGACGUUUCGAACAACCAGUUUUCCGGGAAGAUUCCGGCGACGCUGUGCGAGAAGGGGCAAGUGGAGGAGAUGCUGAUGAUCAACAAUGCUUUUUCCGGCGAGAUUCCGGCGAGCUUGGGGGAGUGUCGGAGCUUGACGCGUGUCCGGUUGGGUCACAACCGGUUAAGUGGUGAAGUUCCGGCGAGUUUCUGGGGGCUACCGCAUGUCUAUCUACUCGAGCUCGUUGAUAAUCAGCUGUCCGGCCAGAUAGGCAACACUAUCGCCGGUGCGUCUAACCUUUCGCUACUGAUAAUAGAAAAGAACAAGUUUGAAGGUCCGAUACCGGAGGAGAUUGGGUUGGUUGAAAAUCUUCUGCAGUUUUCAGGAGGUGAGAAUAAGCUCAGUGGGGCUUUGCCUGAGAGUAUAGUGAAACUACGACAGCUAAGCACGCUGGACCUUCACAGCAAUGAGCUUUCCGGUGAGCUUCCGAGUGGCACUCGGUCUUGGUUGCAUCUUAGUGAGCUCAAUUUGGCGAAUAACCAACUUUCCGGGAAAAUCCCCGAUGGAAUUGGGAACUUGACUGUGCUGAAUUACCUUGAUCUUUCGAAGAAUAGGUUUUCAGGUCAAGUUCCGGUCGGGUUGCAGAAUUUGAAGCUGAAUGUGUUCAAUUUGUCAAACAACGAGCUUUCCGGGGAGCUCCCUCCUUUGUUUGCAAAGGAGAUGUACAGAAAUAGCUUUCUGGGGAAUCCUGGUCUUUGUGGAGAUUUGGAGGGGUUAUGUGAGAGCAGAGCUGAGCAGAAAAGCGAGGGAUACAUAUGGUUGCUGAGGUGCAUUUUCAUUCUUGCUGCCUUGGUCUUUGUGGUGGGUGUGGUUUGGUUUUACUUUAAGUACAAGAAUUUCAAGAAGGCCAAUGGUGCUACAGAUAAAUCGAAGUGGACUUUGAUAUCGUUUCACAAGCUGGGUUUCAGCGAGUAUGAGAUAUUGGAUUGCCUUGAUGAAGAUAAUGUGAUUGGGACUGGGGGGUCUGGGAAAGUGUACAAGGUUGUGCUGAGCAAUGGGGACGUUGUUGCAGUGAAGAAGCUGUGGAGAGGGAAAGUGAAAGAGUGCGAUGCCAAUGAUGUUGAGAAGGGUUGGGUCCAAGAUGAUGGCUUUGAGGCAGAGGUUGACACUUUGGGGAAGAUUAGGCACAAGAACAUUGUGAAGCUUUGGUGCUGUUGUACCGCAAGAGAUUGCAAGCUCUUGGUGUAUGAGUACAUGCCAAAUGGCAGUCUUGGUGAUUUGCUGCAUAGUAGCAAAUCAGGGUUGCUGGAUUGGCCUACAAGGUUCAAGAUUGCUCUUGAUUCUGCUGAUGGGCUUUCUUAUCUGCACCAUGAUUGUGUUCCUGCUAUUGUUCAUAGAGAUGUGAAAUCCAACAAUAUAUUGUUGGAUGGGGAUUUCGGAGCCAGAGUGGCGGAUUUCGGAGUAGCUAAGGUGGUUGAUGCAACUGGAAAAGGAGCUAAAUCCAUGUCAGUCAUAGCAGGUUCUUGUGGUUACAUUGCUCCAGAAUAUGCAUACACGCUGAGGGUGAACGAGAAGAGUGACAUAUACAGUUUUGGCGUGGUGAUUCUGGAAUUGGUAACUGGGAAACUUCCGGUUGACCCAGACUUUGGAGAAAAGGACUUGGUGAAGUGGGUCUGUACCACUUUAGAUCAGAAAGGAGUGGACCAUGUCAUUGACCCCAAACUCGAUUCUUGUUACAAGGAAGAAAUAUGCAAGGUCCUCAAUAUCGGGCUCCUCUGCACCAGUCCUCUCCCAAUCAAUCGACCAUCGAUGAGAAGAGUGGUGAAGUUGUUGCAAGAAGCAGGCACAGAGAAGCAUCCCCAGAUUAAGAAAGAAGGCAAAUUGUCGCCCUACUACUAUGAAGAUGCAUCGGAUCAUGGAAGUGUAGCCUAAAAGGUUCAUAUGGCUAUGGGGGAAGUUCAUGUAAAAGCCAAUACUUUCUCAUCAGUUUUUGAGCUUCCAAAAGCUUACCUCCCAAAUUUCAAUUAAACCCCUCUUGGUGUUUGGUUUGAGGGAAAAGAAAAUUGGAGGAGACGGGUAAAGAAAUUAUGGGGAAUGUUACGAGGGGGGUUAAGCUCAGUGUAAAUUGAUUAACCACCACCAAAGUUCUUGUUCUACUAAUUAAUUUGUAGUUAGCUCCUUUGAAGUGCCACUGUUUAGUCACUGUGAUUUUCACUGAAAGCACUGAGAUGGGGGAUAUUAUAUGAAAUGGGAGUUUUGAAUU